This is a messenger RNA of Camelina sativa (false flax), 1513 nucleotides long. The record is from RefSeq and is a predicted model, not a curated record. NCBI's taxonomy places the organism in Eukaryota, Viridiplantae, Streptophyta, Magnoliopsida, Brassicales, Brassicaceae.
UCCUGAUCUGUGAAAGUAGUAGUAGUCUAAUAAGUGUUCUUUGACUACCUAAAUGUUUGAUUCUAUUUGCUUCUCCUUGAUUCUUUUAUACUAGAAACAAGUAUAUUCAAUCUUGUUUUUGGUCAAUAUUAAGUUAGAUCAACACAUUUCUGAAACGAUUUGAUUUUUAGUUUUGUUGUGUUUUAAAACGGGUAGUCACUAGGUUUCGUUUGUUCUGGUUAGUUGAUUAGGAUCGAGGCUUGGUUCGGCCGUGAGUGAGUGAGUGGUGAGCGGGCAAGAUCCACUAUAAACGGCCAAGCAGUGAAAGCAAAAAAAUACGAUUAAAAUACAUUAAUAAAGGCCAUUGUAAACCAUUAAUUUAAUUUGUUGUUAAUCUUUGAUCAUUUAAAUAUUUUUCAGGUUUUAAGUGUUCAAGUAUCUAGUAUUUGUUAGAAUAUCUUUGAGUGUAUUUCUCAUAAUUAUUUGUGUAUAUUAGAUAGCGAACUAGGUUAAUUAGAUUUGACAUUCUCCUCUAUAUAUUAAUUUAGGAAGGAGACAAGCAUGGAUUGGGACCCAAAUGAGCACGAUGAACCUCCACUACUGGAGGCGCAAAUCCCUCGGAUGCUUAUGAUUGGAUUAAGCGUUUGAAAAGGAACUUCAACACCUGUGAGUGUCCCCUAGAGUUUAAGAUGGAUAUUGCUGUGCGUUUCUUGGCUGGGGAUGCUAUUUCCUGGUGGCAACAAUUUGAGGGUGGGAGAAGCGUCAAGACAUGGAUAGAGUUUGAAAAUGUAUUCAGGACACGGUAUCUUCCACCGGAGGCUAGGGACUCCAUUGAGCUGCAGUUCUUUAAGCUAGUACAAGGGAGUAAGUCCGUUAGGGAGUAUGGCUCGGAGUUUCGCAGGCUUUUAUGUUUUCUUCUAGAAGAUUAUGACAAGGAGCAAGCUGAUAUUCGUAGGUUUAUAAGGGGACUGAGACCCGACAUCCGGACAUAUCUACUCGGUGCAGAGUUUCAACGGCUAGCAGAUGUUGUCGAAAAAUCUAUUCUGAUAGAAGAAAGCAUUCAAGAGGAGCAGGCUGAAAACUUCGCUUUUGGAAGUAAGGCAGUACAUCCAUCAUCAAGCACUGACCAUGCAGGCACCUCUAGAAAGAAAAAGAAGUGUACAGCUUGCCGGGGACACCAUUUUGGACCAUGUACAUCCGCUAAAGUUUGCUACAACUGUGGUAAUCCAGGUCAUAUUGCCCGAAACUGCAAGAAUGUCAAGGACCCGGUAACGCCUCCCACAAAGCGUCAAGCACUCAUUGCAAUGGAUGCUCCCGCUUCUUCUUUCCGAUCACGGGAAAGCGAGUAUGAUCUUGUGUGAUUUAAGCCUAGUAUUUUUUGUUUGUAUAACGGCUAUUAUGUAACAUCUUUUUACUAUUUUAGGCUCCGUCACUACCUUCUUUAUCUAAUAUUUUAUAUGUCUUUAGAGGAGUCUUGAUGGUAUGAAAAAACUCUCGCUUUUUGUUCAAUAAUUAACUGUGGUACUAUGCAAUA